UAUCAGUGGACGACACCCCUGAAGUGUUGCCGACGUUUUCCUGUGGCGAUAUGUCGUAAUGUGAUAACAUAAUUUAUAUAUUUAUUCACCUUGGGGUACAAGUGAUUUUAAUUAAAUCAGGUGGACUGAAGGCCGGAUUAAUUGGAAGAAACUACCGAGACAUCGUAUUCUCACCAUUCAAUGCGAAAUAUAUAAAACGAAUUAUUAGUGGAUCUCACAAGUUUAUCUAUGUUUUGUAUCUUAAAUUAUUUUCAGUAAAGAUUUAAUAAACGCGGAAGCCUUCACUAAAAACGAAACAUCCCGAUAACUUCACUCCUACUGCUAUAUGAUAUCAUAUAUUAUAUAAUUAUGAAAUCCUAUGUGGCCGUGGUCAUUUACUCGGUCAAUUCAAAAAAUUCUGUGUUCCAGAAGAUGCGGGUUAGAUCUUUGAAAAUGGGUAUAGAAAAGGUUGAUGCCUUCGAUAAACUAAUGUUAUUUUCUUGUAGUGUAGAUCCAUCUUUAUCAUGGUCUGUUGAAGGUUCUUCUUAUAAGGAAAGAUGGAUUCCUGUAACUCCACACGCAGCCAGUGGUUUCCUUGUUUCGGACCGUAAUUCAUCAAUGAGUUCUACAUUGUCUGUUGAUUUAGAAUUAGAAACUGUUUCUGGUUCCGAAAAAUCUUGUAUCUCAUUCACUUUACGUCCAGAUUACCACGAUGACCAGGGUCUACUUUGUCUUCCAGUUUCUUCAGUUAGCGGAAUUUUGGAUGAAAUUUACCUGUACUAUCUGUUUAUAUUUGGCUACAAACCACUUCAUACAGACCACAGAACACCUCUCUACUUGUGCCUCCCUCCAGUCAAUUCAUCCCUGCAUCAAAAUGCAACCUCCCAACCAAUCAUAGUCGGUCAUGCUGGUGCUGGUGUAAAACGCGCACAUCAUGGUAAAGGGCUUGAAUGGCCUGAGAACACAAUAUGCGCCUUUCGACGUGCUGAGCAACUUGGAGUAACAAUGGUGGAAUGUGAUGCAAAUAUCACAAAAGAUUCUGAAGUCGUUUUACAUCACAACUUCACACUAGGAGUAUGUGAGCAACCGAGAAAAUCUGAAAACGAUCCACCAACUUUCAUUUUAGAACAUAAAACUGAUGGCGUAGUAAAUGAAAAUAGCACAGAUCUGAUUGUGAACUACCAAUUAUCUGGAAUUCGCAACUUAUUGAGAAAGGUCAAUGGAACGAUCGGUAAUGCAAACAUUAUCCAAAGUCAGUAUCCUAGUCCCUUAACAAUGAGUGAUCCUAUUCCAAAUAUUCAUGGUAAAGAGGCUGAACCAAUACCGUUAUUAAAAGACGCAUUCUACCAAACUUCCACAAACCUAAGCUUUAACGUAGAGCUAAAAUAUCCCAUAGAAACGCCAUAUAAUUUAAUUGCUGAAGCAUUAAUUAAACAUAAACCUGUCGAAUCUUCUUUACCAACACCGUCCUCAUAUUUCUAUAAGAUCAACAAAUUCUGUGAUACAAUAUUAGAUACAAUAUGGUUACAUGCUGGACCCAGAUACGUUAUACUAUCUUCAUUUAACCCUGACGUAUGCUUAACUUUAAGGUUAAAGCAAUCUUUUUUUCCAGUCUUGUUUAUUUCCCGUGGUGGUUAUCCAAAUGAUAGUAGUCACAAGUCAGAUCCACGACACCACAACAUAUUCUCUGCAAUAAGUUGGGCACAUAUAAUGAACUUAAAUGGGAUUGUUACAGUGGGAUAUCAUUUCGGUUCGACAAAUGAUGUGGAUGAAAGGCAGCUCAAAUAUCUUGAAGCGGAUUUGGAGAGUAAACAGCUAUCCUGUUUUGUAUAUGGUGAUGGUGUGUCUGAAAUCCGUUUUUAUAGAAAAGCAUCACAACUUAACUUGACUGGAGUAAUCGUUGAUCGGUUAGAUGAAUUUAUGCAUAUGUACCAUGAACAAUGCAAAACAAGUACGCAAUUGGAGUCUCCAAACCUUUAAUUAAUUUCAUGAAUUUUAAACAUAUAUUUAAUUGAUAGACAGUAAAUUUGUACAAUUAACUUUUUUUUGUAAAAAAUGUUUACUGGUAUAAAGACAAUUUAGU
Messenger RNA from Schistosoma bovis, 2062 nucleotides. NCBI's taxonomy places the organism in Eukaryota, Metazoa, Platyhelminthes, Trematoda, Strigeidida, Schistosomatidae. The record is from the annotation of a GenBank genome assembly.